This is a messenger RNA of Durio zibethinus, 1510 nucleotides long. The record is from RefSeq and is a predicted model, not a curated record. Lineage: Eukaryota; Viridiplantae; Streptophyta; Magnoliopsida; Malvales; Malvaceae.
AAUAAAUAAAUAAAUAGUACAAGAAACAAACAAACCAUAAAAACUUAAAUAAAUGGACCGGUUUCUGGAGAGAUCUUAGGCCUUGGCGUUGUUGGCAGAGGAAGGGGGACUCUUUCCUUUUCUUUUUCUCUCUGUUUUUCUUUUUUUUUUUACCCUUUAUUUUUCUCUUCAACGUUUCCCUUCACGGAAACAUAUGCUAAGGAUUCCGUGUUGAAGCUCCAUAAAAAUGUGUCCUAAUUCAUGUUAGUCUUGUUUUGAAGUUUAUAUUAUAGGUGGGUUUGGCUUGGUUUCAAGAAUGGCAAAUAGAGGAGAGAAAAACAAUGAUUUUUAUGCAGUUUUGGGGUUGAAUAAGGAAUGCACUCCAACAGAGCUCAGGACUGCUUAUAAGAAACUUGCCCUGAGAUGGCACCCUGAUCGUUGCUCAGCUUCAGGAAAUUCAAAGUUUGUGGAAGAAGCCAAAAAGAAAUUCCAGGCUAUUCAACAAGCCUAUUCUGUUCUGUCUGACGCAAACAAGAGGUUCCUGUACGACGUAGGAGCUUACGACAGUGAUGAUGACGAAAAUGGCAUGGGAGAUUUUUUGAACGAAAUGGCAGAGAUGAUGAGCCAUACAAAAUCUAGUGAAACUGGAGAGGAAAGCCUUGAGGAAUUACAGGAAUUGUUUGAAGAAAUGUUCCAAUCAGACUUUGAUUCAUUUGGGUCUAGUGGUCAGUCCACUAUGUCCUGUUCUGCUUCAUCUUCGUUUGCGCCUCAUGGUGAAAGUUCUGGCUCCAACAAGCGGAAUUCCUCUGAUAUGAGCUCUGGGGCGAUGAGGGUGGAGAGUACUUAUAACUUCAAUGUACAAUUUCACGGUUUCUGUCUGGGGGUGAGACACAACCAAGAUAUCAAGCAACAGAGAGAAGCCAGAGGAGGAAUGCUAGGAAUGGCCGGCGGUAGUAGUAGGCGGAGAAGUGGCAGGAAACAAAAGGUUUCAUCUGGCCAUGAUGUUUCUUCCAAGGACUCUGGCAUAUCUGCUUCAUCAUUCACCAGUUUACUAAUUGAUUAAUGCAAAUUCAACCUUACCAUUUUGGCCAACUUACCAUAUUGACUUGACCAAUUAGGGAGACGACGGUGCAUCCUGGGGCCAAGAUGGAGCCUGUGGGUGAGAUUUUGAUGGCCAUGGACAGUGCCAAAGGUACAAAAUCACCACCACAAGGGAGGCCAAACUAUCACAAGAAGAUUAAUUUGGAUAUUUUAUUUUAGCAUCGCGAAGAAACGAGGCAGCAAUUACAGUUUCACCUUUGUUGUCAUGGUCUGCCAUGGUUUACCACUGUAGCUGUGGUAAGCAUGUUAAAUUUUCAAUGUAUUUUCAUCUAUAGCUUUGUUAUGCUCUCUCUUAGUACUCUAUAUUGCUAAUCUAUGGGCUUCCCUUUUAGCCUAAGCUAAAUUAUUACUAUAUGCCAGCAUAUUUCGCCAAUAAGAUACAUACUCUAAUUCCAGCACAACAAAAAAAUGGAAAGAAAAAUGAAAUCAU